AGUAUGUACAGGAUAUGGAGAGAGCAUUCAGCCUGUCUCUCCCGUGUCCUGCCUUCUGCGCCAUGUGGGCAGGACCAGCGUCUCCUCCACCCCUGGGAUGUCGGUGCCUCUCUCCCUGGGAAUAGUCAGAGGUGAUGCCGAUGAUGCCGGUCCCGGUCUGGCUGUGUGUCUCCGGAGCACUCCUGAUUAUCCUCUCCGCUGCAGCCCCGGGCCAGGCUCACAUGUUCAGCGCCAGUGACCCCCUGGUGUCCCUGGAGACCGGGGCCAGUCAGUUGCUCCUCAACUCCUCCAGCUCCUGGGUCAGCCUGUUCUUUGCCAGCUGGUGCGGACACUGCAAGAGAUUCAAGCCGGACUGGAUGCAGCUGGCGCACGAUGUGAAGGAUUGGAGGCCUGCGGUGUAUCUGGCUGUCUUAGACUGUGGCGAUGAAUCCAACACUGCGGCUUGCUCCAACUUUGGAAUACAAGGAUACCCUACUAUAAAGUUCUUCGAUACCUUUUCACAAAGUCCAUCGGAUGGCAUCGUGCUUCAGAGUCGUGAUCCAGCGGACUUGAGACAGAGCAUUAUUUCUGAACUGGAGGCACAAAAAGAUUCUCCGCCUCUUGCAUGUCCUCCAUUAGAGCCAAUCAGUGGGCCGGAGGUUGAACAUUUUUUUGAGAAUAACGAAGAAUUUUAUCUAGCGCUGUUUUUUGAAAAACCUAAAAUGUACACGGCAAGAGAGGUUGCUCUGGAUAUGGUUCAAUACAAGGGUGUCUCUGUACGCAGGGUCCUCGAGGUUCAGUCCGAUCUGGUCGAUAAAUUCCAGGUGUCAUCCUUUCCAUCUGGGUUCUUGUUGACCAGAAAUGGAUCCAUAAGUAAAAUUGAGCUGCAGACGGAGUCUCGUGCUGAAUACACAAAGCUACUCCGUGCUCUUCCUGGGGUGAAGAAGGUUAAUAUGAAUCUCAUUGGCUGGUCUGCAUCUGUUACUGGGGACACAGUUGUAAAGAAGACAGUUAACAGUUCUGUAGUGUACAUGGCAGAUCUGGAGGCAUCCAUCCACUAUUCAUUGCGAGUUGAGGUGGCUCGGUUCUCAACCUUGGAAGGGGACCGUAAAAAAGCUCUUACCAACUAUGUCGGUGUGCUGAAGAAGUACUUUCCCGCCCGCCCCUUCCUCAGCACACUUCUGGGGAAUAUCCAUAACUGGCUAACAGAACAGUCAGAGGACAUAGUGUCGUACAAGGACUUUGCAGACGUUGUAAACAACAAGAAUCAAGUUCAGAAUGCUGUGCUGGCACCGCAUGUCAACUACGUUGGAUGUCAGGGAUCCAAGCCUGAAUAUCGAGGCUUUCCUUGUACCGUCUGGACGCUGUUCCACCUUUUGACUGUCAGAGCUGCAGAAAUGGAAUCUGACAAUGAAAAAUCUUAUUGUCUAGAGGUCUUGCAGGCAAUGUAUGAUUACGUCCGUUACUUCUUUGGCUGCAGAGAGUGUGCUCAACACUUUAAGACAAUGGCGGAUGAGUCAAUGAACAGUGUUCGUGAUCGGAAAUCAGCUGUCUCAUGGUUGUGGAUACGUCAUAACAUGGUCAAUAAAAGACUUGCAGGACAGGGAAGUGAUGAUCCGGAAUUUCCAAAGAUACAAUGGCCUUCUAUAGAGCUUUGCCCCAGUUGCCGGAAGCAGCUAAUGGGUGGUACCAUCUGGAAUAGGGCUGCUGUUUUAGCUUUUUUGAUGUCUCAUUACGCAGAAGGAAAUUUAUCCUAUGAGUAUUUGGAGGAUGAGUCCGUGCUGCUGGAAAACCAGAAAAAAGCUGCUGGCAUGGUAAGGGGUAAAAGGGAGGUUGAAAGUGAGAAGGAGGGGGAACAACAGGAAGCCCAGAGCAAAAAUUACGCUUCUAACACACCAAUCAAAGCUGAAGAAGAGAAUAUAGACUUACCUGCAGUUUCUAAAGGACAACAGAUUCCACGCCACAGACCCACCAUCAUAAAAAUGAAAACUAGCAGAGGUAUUCAAGGAGAGGGGCAGGAAGAGAAAAAUAUUGUGGAUUUGGAUUCCCAGGAGGUCCAUAUUUUCCAACGUAGAACGUUACAGGAUUCCAAGUUCGACCAGAAUAACCAGGCUCUUCAGGCAGAAAGACUGAUGGAUCCCCAAGAUGCAGAGUUUGACCAUGUUGCAGUAAGGGACCGUUUACUUCAGAGGGGGAUCGACACAAAAUAUCUGAUGGGGGUAAUGGUUGAAAACGGGGAGAUAAACUGGAAGGGGCGUUGGGUGAAGUUGUUGGAAGUCGGAUUCUCUCGCCUAGACAUCAGUCUCUGCGUCAUUCUUUAUUUCCUCACCAGCAUGUGCCUGCUUGCAAUGUAUCUGUACCUAAGUUUCCGGACACGGUUCUUUCGACAGCGGCGCGGGUGUCCACGAGUGUGACACAAGCAUUUCCUAGUGCGACAGACCUGAAGUUCCAUGCCUUGCUGAGUGAACUGUGCAUUUCAUAAGUGACCAAUGUCAUUUUUUUUUAACUCAUGGAAAGUUUGUACUAACAACCACUCAAAACCAAAGCUUAACUCAUCACAAAUGUGUCUAAUCGAAUGAUGUGUUAAAAAAUAAAAUGAGCCUAUUAAAAAAA
This is a messenger RNA of Pseudophryne corroboree (corroboree frog), 2592 nucleotides long. RefSeq names its product quiescin sulfhydryl oxidase 1 (gene QSOX1). NCBI's taxonomy places the organism in Eukaryota, Metazoa, Chordata, Amphibia, Anura, Myobatrachidae. The transcript has 12 exons. The record is from RefSeq and is a predicted model, not a curated record. The coding region runs from base 135 to 2393 and encodes 752 amino acids. Gene Ontology annotation, cellular component: Golgi membrane. Gene Ontology annotation, biological process: protein folding. Gene Ontology annotation, molecular function: flavin-dependent sulfhydryl oxidase activity; protein disulfide isomerase activity.